This is a messenger RNA of Lactuca virosa, 922 nucleotides long. The record is from the annotation of a GenBank genome assembly. NCBI's taxonomy places the organism in Eukaryota, Viridiplantae, Streptophyta, Magnoliopsida, Asterales, Asteraceae.
AUGGUUUGCAUCAACCAAUUACAUCCAAACCCGAUAGGGUUUUUUUUGACGAUGGGAUUGAGUAAAACUGAAAUCAAUUUGAGGCGAUUGCUUGCAACUGCCCCUCAGCAACAACAUCAAGCCAAACUUAUUCAUGUACGUCAUCUAUACAUUGAGAGCAGUUGGAGCAACUUCGCUGCAGAAAAAACUUCAGAAGGAUUACCAAGAGUUUCAAAAGCUACAGUGAGUGAUUACUCUGAGAAAAUUGAAGCUAUUGCAGCUAACUUGGCUUCUCAAGUGUUGAACACCAUAGAAUCUCCAGAGCUGCCCACUGCCGACACUUCUGUCAGUGAAAAUACAACAAAAACUGAAGCGGAAAGUAUCUCCACUGGCACUUCUCAAGGGUUGAGAAGAAGAAUUGUGCCCACAUCAAGUGUUGAAGACAGAGGCCAAAAUACUACUAUUGAUGCAACUGAUUCAGCUCCUAUCAAAUUGGAUGCUGGAGCACAGGCUCAUAUUUCAAAACACAGGAAGCUUCAAGAAGACUUGACUGAUGAAAUGGUUGUCCUUGCACGCCAACUCAAAGAGAGUACUCUCAUGAUGAAUCAAUCCAUAAAAAACACCGAAAAAAUUCUUGAUUCGACAGAGGAAGCAGUGGAACAUAGCUUAGCAAGCACAGGGAAAGCCAAUACACAGGCAAUGGCUAUAUACUCGGAGGCUUCCAAGACUACAUGCUUCAACAUCCUUUUGAUGCUUCUAAUGACAUGUAUCUUUUUCAUGGUGGUUUUUCUUAUCAAAAUCACAUGAAAUCAUCCAUCCUUUGUCAAAUACAUUUUACGGUUUUCGACUUUCAUCACUUGAAAAUAUCUGUAUCUUGUAGUACAAAAAAGGUUUUAUUUCAAGUAAUAUGAUUGAAGUAGAUAGUGACAACUAACUUGUGCCA